Molecule: messenger RNA, 3350 nt
Organism: Trifolium pratense (red clover)
Lineage: Eukaryota; Viridiplantae; Streptophyta; Magnoliopsida; Fabales; Fabaceae
Product: mitogen-activated protein kinase kinase kinase YODA
Exons: 12
Coding region: 327-3005 (892 amino acids)
Biological process (GO): protein phosphorylation
Molecular function (GO): protein kinase activity; ATP binding
Source: RefSeq, a predicted model, not a curated record
ACUAAACUGUUUUUUUGUGAAGCAUUGCAUUUGUUCAUUUUUCUCAUUCUCAUUUUCUUCAUAUGUCACUCUUUUUCUCUAUUCUUCAUCUUUUCAACUUCUCUUCGUUGCUUCGUUUCAGUAAAGCGUCGUCGUUUUGAUUUCGAAGAAAAACACUGUUAUUGUUGUGUAACAGUCGCCUCAUCUAUGAUUUAUAUAUUUUAUAAGAAUAGAUUAGCAAUAUCAUAGACUUCACUGCAGUAUCGAAUGUGAAUUUACACCCACAUUUUGUUGUUAUUUCCCGUUCUAUCCUUUUCUGUGUGUUCGGUGCAAGCUUUUCUGAAGACAUGGCGCCGUGGUGGGGAAAGCUUUCGUCCAAGGAGGUGAAGGAGAAGAAGACAAACCGGGAAAAUAUUUUUGAUAUGAUACAACGAAAAUUUAAAAAGGCUUCAGAAGAGAGGAGCUGCUAUAAAUCAGAAGGAUCUAGGAAACAUCAUAGUAGCACUAUCUCAAAGAAGGGAUCUAGAUCCUUUGGACCUUCAACAAAAUCACCGUCACCGUCUCCAACCGUGUCCCGCUGUCUAAGUUUUGCAGACAAUCAUUAUUCUCGGCCACCCCCAGUGUCGGGCUCGUCCCUUCCUACUGUUAGUAAUGCAAAUUCUGAAAUUAUUUCAACGUCAAAACUGGAAAGAGCCGCAGGAGAUCCUGCACCUAGACCAUCUAUAUAUUUUCCCCUGCCAGAACCUGGUUACCUAACUAUAAGGGGCGAAGUUACAGAUGUGGAAGGAGAUAUAGUCACUGCAUCUGUUUCCUGUGACAGCUCUAUUGAUAGUGGUGACUCGUCUGAUUCACAUCCUGUUAGUCCUCUGGCAUCUGACUGUGAAAAUAGAAACACAGCCACCGUUAACAAUUCUUUCAGUGCGGUGCGCAAAGAUCAAUCACAUAUUACUGUCGAAAGAACCUCAAGAGCACCCUCAAAACCAGCUCAUAAAUUGUGCCACCAUAAACUUUUGUCUACCUCGCCAAAAAGGGUUAAUUUGCCUCUGCAAAUAGGUCGUCCGGGUGGUUUUUGCAGUGCUCCAGAUAGUUCAAAGUCUAGUCCUAGAAGUCCAAUGCGAGCAUUUGGUCCAGAGCAAGUGUUAAACUCAGGAUUAUGUACAGGAAAGCCUUAUCCAGAUAUAGCUUCAGGGCACUGCUCUAGUCCAGGUUCAGGCCAUGAUUCUAGUAAUAAUUCAGUUGGUGGGGAUCUGUCAGCAUUUAGAGCACACAACAAGUGUAGCGCUGAGUGUUCCCCAAUACCUAGUCCCAGAAUGACAAGCCCCGGUCCUGGUUCCAGGAUACAGAGCAAUAAUGUCAGCCCUCUACAUCCAAAAUCUGGAGGUGCCGCAUCAGAGUUUCCUACAAGACGUCCUGAUGUCAUUAAACAACAAAGUCAUCGAUUACCGCUUCCUCCAAUAAAAGUGACUAAAUCUUGUCCAUUUUCUCCAACCUAUUCCGCGUCUUCAACUCCUUCAGCUCCUCGAAGUCCUGCCAGACCAGAAAAUUCAACAAGCCCAGGUUCACGCUGGACAAAAGGGCAGUUGCUUGGAAGGGGAACAUUUGGGCAUGUUUAUCUUGGUUUCAGCAGAGAAAGUGGCGAGAUGUGUGCAAUGAAGGAGGUAACCCUUUUUUCAGAUGACCCUAAAUCACGAGAAUGUGCGCAGCAACUUGGCCAAGAAAUUGCACUGCUAAGUCAGUUGCGGCAUCCAAACAUAGUCCAGUAUUAUGGGUCUGAAACGGUAGAUGACAAACUUUAUAUUUACUUGGAGUACGUUUCUGGCGGGUCAAUCUAUAAAUUGCUUCAAGAAUACGGACAAUUAGGUGAAAUUGCAAUUCGGAAUUACACUCGUCAAAUUCUUUCAGGACUUGCAUAUUUGCAUGCAAAGAACACUGUUCACAGGGACAUCAAAGGAGCAAACAUAUUGGUGGACCCUAAUGGACAGAUAAAACUGGCAGAUUUUGGGAUGGCAAAGCAUAUAACUGGGCAGACUCUUCCAUUUUCUUUUAAAGGAAGUCCUUAUUGGAUGGCACCUGAAGUUAUAAAGAAUUCAGAUGGUUGUAAUCUUGCUGUUGAUAUAUGGAGUCUGGGAUGCACUGUUUUGGAGAUGGCAACAGCAAAACCUCCUUGGGGCCAGUAUGAAGGGGUUGCUGCUAUGUUUAAGAUUGGGAACAGCAAAGAACUUCCUACAAUUCCAGAUCAUCUAUCAGAAGAAGGGAAAGAUUUUGUCAAGCUUUGUUUGCAAAGGGAUCCACUUGAUCGUCCUUCGGCUAAUCAACUUCUAGAUCACCCAUUUGUUAAAAGUGCUUCGUUGGAAAGAUUCAUUCUGAAUGCUGAUCCUUCAGAAUCCCCAUCUUCUGUUAUAAAUGCAAUGAGAUCUCUGGCCAUUGGAUCGUCUAAACAUAAUGUAUGUUUAGACUUGGAAACAGCUGGUAUCCCUGGUAUCCCUCCGACUAGAAGCUUCAGAGUUGGUUAUGGACCAAGUAAUGCUCAUAAACCACCAAGGAUCGUCUCAUGUCCCGUUUCUCCAUCUUUGGGGCUACGUUUUCCUUCAAGAUCAACGAAUUCGAGUGGAAUGAUAUCUCCCUCUCAAACAUCUAGUUCUCGUAAUGCAUCUGGCCCAUCUACUCCGCAAACCUGUAGAAGUGGGACAAUCCCAUAUCAUCAAACAAAGCAACCUAUAUUCCCACAAGAAGCUCUGGGUAUGAUUCCAAAGUCACCUAAUGGUUUUUGGUCAAAUGGAAGCACUGCUUAUCAAGGUCCAAAGCAUGGUCAGAUUCAGAGAAAAACUCCAGAUAGACAUGCUUGUCGGCGGGAUAUAAUUUCACAUGAAAAUGAUUCUCUUGCAAACCAUAAUAGGAGGGCCAUUGAAGGAGUCCCAAGAGAAUUUCCUAAUGGGAAGAAGUCAUGUUUGGCUGACGUUGAUUGUACGUCUCAACCACAGCGGGUGAGGGGUAAUGCGCGGCCAAAUGCAUCCCAUAGAUCAUAAGUCUAGUGCACCCGUGGUUGGUCGCACAAAUGGCUUAUGAUUAUAGCAGUAGCAUAAUAGCAACAACAACAACAAAAAUUACAAAGUAGAUUUAAUUUAAUUUAUUUAAUUAGAUUUAGGCAAAUGUACAUUACCAACUUUGCGCUGUUUUGUAUUUUCCGUUAUAGCCGCAAAGGGUAGUAGUGCCAAUACAGAUACAAAUAUGUAGUGCCAAUACAGAUACAAAUGUCCAUUGUAAAAGAUGGUUACAAACUCAAUCACAGCUGAAUAGUUGAUAACUGCAUCUUUUGAGUGAACCAAAAUUUUAAAAUAAAAACGCACAUAGUUUGUGCUCGUCAACUCUAA